CCUCUCCUCUUCUCUCGCUCCCACUUCUCCCCCUAUAUCUCCGUUUCCUUCCUUUCCGUUCCGUUUACUUCCCGUCCCGUUCCGUUACGUCCCGUUACCAGCGGCGAUGCGGCAAAAGCUCGUCCCUGACCUCUCGCCGGAUCCCGAGAAGCAAGACCUCAUCCUCCUCUCCACCGCCAUCUCUAAUGGCGACGAUCUCGCCCCCUUCGUCCGCCGCGCCUUCGCCGCCGGCCGCCCUGACACCCUCCUCCACUCCCUCCGCACCUUCUCCCGCUCCAAAGACUCCGAGAUCCAGGACCUUUGCCGCUCUCACUUCCACGACUUCAUCGCCGCCGUCGACAAUCUCCGCUCCCUUCUCUCCGCCGUCGACUCCCUCAAGACCUCCAUCUCUGACUCCGAUCACGUCCUUCAAUCCGUUGCUGGUCCUUUGCUUUCCUCUCUUGAUGCAUACAUCGAAGCUCGCCGCAUCUCGUCGAACCUCUCCGCCGCCCUUUCUUCUACUCGUCUCUGCAUCCGCGCUCUCUCUCUUUGCUCUAAAGCCAACUCCCAUCUCUCCUCUGGCAACCUCUACCCUGCUCUCCGCGCCAUCGACGAGCUCGAGCGCGAUCUUCUCCAUCUGAUCCCCUCCUCGACGCUCCAACGCAUGCUGCAUCGCCGGAUCCCGGCGAUCCGUGCCUACGCUGAGCGUGCCGCCACUCGUGCCUUCUCUGAUUGGAUGGUCCAGAUCCGCGUCGCCGCUCGCGGUCUCGGCCAGCUCGCCAUCGGUCGCGCCUCUGCCGCGCGCCAACGCGACGAGGAUCUCCGCGCCAAGCAACGCCUUGCUGAGGAGCAAUCCCGCUCCGCUUUGGUUCGUUCCUCCUGCUCCUACACUCUCCUCCCCGAUGACGACGACGAUCUCUCCUCGUCAUCCGAGGUCGUCGUCGAUCUCACGCCUCUCUACCGCGCUUUCCACAUCCACCAAACCCUCCGCCUCGGCGAUCGAUUCAAGAAGUAUUACUUCGAGAACCGCAAGCUCCAGCUCACCUCGGACUUCCAGGUCUCGUCGAUGACUCCCUUCCUCGAAUCCCACCAGACGUUCUUCGCCCAGAUCGCGGGCUUCUUCAUCGUUGAAGACAAGAUCCUCCGCACCAGCGGAGGCCUAGUCUCCCGCGCCGACGUCGAUGCUCUCUGGGAGACCGCCGUCGCCAAGAUGGUCUCCGUUCUCGAGGACCAGUUCUCUCGAAUGCAAACCGCCAAUCAUUUGCUUCUCAUCAAGGACUAUGUCAGUCUUCUCGGUGUCACUCUCCGGCGAUACCACUACAUCGUCGACCCCCUUCUCGAGGUCCUCGCCAAACACCGCGACAAGUACCACGAACUCCUUCUCUCAGACUGCCGCAAGCUCAUCGCUGAAGCCAUAGCCGCAGAUAAAUUCGAGCCUAUGCUCAUGAAGAAGGAGUACGAGUAUUCCAUGAAUGUCCUAUCUUUCCAGAUCCAAACUUCAGACAUUGUCCCGGCGUUCCCUUACGUCGCUCCAUUCUCCUCCACCGUGCCUGAUUGCUGCCGCAUCGUGAGGUCUUUCAUCGAGGACUCAGUGAGCUUCAUGUCUCACGGUGGGCAGCUGGAUUUCUAUGCUCUUGUGAAGAAGUAUCUUGACCGUCUUCUCGGGGAUGUCUUGGAUGGUGCAUUGUUGAAGCUUGUUGUGUCGUCUUCACUCGGCGUCUCACAGGCAAUGCAGGUGGCUGCAAAUAUGGCCGUUAUGGAGCGUGCUUGUGACUUCUUUUUCCGGCAUGCUGCUCAGCUCUCGGGCAUCCCUUUGAGGAUUGCCGAGAGGGGCAGGAGGGAGUUUCCACUCAAGAAGUCUCGUGAUGCUGUGGAAGGGCUCUUGCUGACUCUUCUUCGAGGCAAGAUUGACGAAUUUAUGCUUAAUUCGGAUACUAUUGCCUGGAUGGCUGAUGAGCCGCCACUCAGUGGAAAUGAGUAUGCCAAUGAGCUGAUCAUAUACUUAGAGACAUUGGUUUCAACUGCGCAGCAAAUUCUGCCUGUGCAGGUGCUUAGAAGGGUUUUGCAGGGAGUCCUUGCUCACAUCUCUGAGAAGAUUGUGGGGCUUUUGCUUAGUGAUUCAGUUAAGAGAUUCAAUGGCAAUGCUGUUACUGGCAUGGAUGCUGAUCUUAGAUUGUUUGAGUCCUUUGCCGAAAGCCAAGCUUAUUUGUUUGCUGAUUCUGAAGAUAUGGGAGGGAAUGACUUGAAGCAGGCUUUGACAGAAGCAAGGCAGUUGGUGAAUUUGUUAAUGAGCAAUAACCCGGAGAAUUUCAUGAAUCCGGUUAUUCGUGAGAAGAAUUAUAACAAGUUGGAUUAUAAGAAAGUAGUGACAAUAUCAGAGAAAUUUAGGGACUCUUCAGAUCGGCUCUUUGGGACUUUUGGCACUAGAGGUGCGAGGCAAAACCCAAAGAAGAAAUCAUUGGAUGCAUUGAUAAAGAGACUCAGGGAUGUGAGCUGAGCUGAGCUGGUUGCUUCAAUUUAUGUAAGAGAUAUCAUAUCCCUUUUCUUUUUUGUUUGUUGUGAUGUUCUUGUUGUUUACAUUGUGUUUUAAUUUAUUUUUUAGUUAGAGUGGUAACAAUACUUCCUCACUUCCAUUCAUUCCUUUGUUGUGGGUUAUAUUCUAUUGAUCAUAUAUUUUGUGUUCUGUA
Molecule: messenger RNA, 2666 nt
Organism: Dioscorea cayenensis subsp. rotundata (Guinea yam)
Lineage: Eukaryota; Viridiplantae; Streptophyta; Magnoliopsida; Dioscoreales; Dioscoreaceae
Product: exocyst complex component SEC15B
Exons: 1
Coding region: 107-2476 (789 amino acids)
Biological process (GO): Golgi to plasma membrane transport; exocytosis; intracellular protein transport
Cellular component (GO): exocyst; membrane
Source: RefSeq, a predicted model, not a curated record